Molecule: messenger RNA, 1143 nt
Organism: Polychytrium aggregatum
Lineage: Eukaryota; Fungi; Chytridiomycota; Chytridiomycetes; Polychytriales
Product: 6-phosphogluconate dehydrogenase
Exons: 6
Coding region: 1-1143 (380 amino acids)
Biological process (GO): carbohydrate metabolic process; glycerol-3-phosphate catabolic process
Cellular component (GO): cytosol; glycerol-3-phosphate dehydrogenase (FAD) complex
Molecular function (GO): glycerol-3-phosphate dehydrogenase [NAD(P)+] activity; NAD binding
Source: RefSeq, a predicted model, not a curated record
AUGGGCAACGGCUAUUGGCUCUUCGACUGGGGCACCAGCAGCACCACCUCCACCCCAAACACCACCGCUGCCUCAUCCCAUAUCAAGGACACCAAACUCGGCGGCCAGAUCGAGGGCAAGGAGGAGGUCGUCAUUGUUCUCGGCGCCGGAAACUUUGGAACAUGCCUGGCCGACCAUCUGGCAGACCUGCUCGGCACCGAUGUCACCAUCUGGGCACGAGACAAGAACGUUGUCGACAGCAUCAACCUCGAGCACGAGAACAAAAAGUACAUGGCUGGGGUCAAACUCUCCUCCAAGCUCAAGGCCACCACCGAGCUGACCCCCGAGCUGAUCAAGUCCGCGACCGUCAUCAUCAUGGCGAUUCCUACCCAGCAUAUGAGAUCCGUUGCCACCACCAUCCGUCCCUACCUCACCGUCAACCACCUGCUGCUCUUUGCCAACAAAGGCAUCGAGAUCACCAGCGGGCUGCUGCCAAACCAGAUCUCCCUGGAAGUCUUUGGCGACGAUAUCGGCUCCAAGGUCGCAUUUCUGUCCGGCCCGAGUUUUGCCAUCGAGGUUGUGAAGCGCCAGCCGACAUGCGUCGCAGUUGCCAGCAAGUCUCGAGCCCGGGCCCAUAGGGCCCAGCGACUCUUCCACGCCCCGCACUUCCGCGUCUAUGACUCGGUCGAUACCGUCGGUGUCGAGAUUGCGGGUGCCCUCAAGAACGUGAUUGCGAUUGCCUCGGGCGCCUGCACUGGCCUCGGGUUCCAACAGAAUGCCCGUGCUGCGCUGAUCACCCGCGGCUUGGCCGAGAUUGCUCGGAUCGGUGUGGCCAUGGGUGCCGAUCCACUGACUUUUACUGGACUGGCUGGUGCCGGCGAUCUGUUCUUGACCGCGACCUCGGAGAAAUCGCGUAACUUUACCGUCGGCAAACGCAUCGGCGAGGGCGAAGCCCUCGAUCAUGUGCUGGCCACCCUGGGCUCCGUCGCCGAAGGUGUCGAGACCACCCGAGCGGCGUACACCCUCUGCCGCAAGCUGAACGUGGACUCGCCCCUGGUCAACUCGGUCCACAAGGUGCUCUUCGAGGGCGGCAACAUCAAGAUGGUCCUGGCCGAGCUUAUGGGACGGGAUCCGAAAACAGAGCUGACGGGCAUCCGUGACUAA